Xenopus laevis (African clawed frog) is the source of this 942-nucleotide messenger RNA. RefSeq names its product olfactory receptor 52E8. The transcript has a single exon. Bases 1 to 942 code for a protein of 313 amino acids. The record is from RefSeq and is a predicted model, not a curated record. Lineage: Eukaryota; Metazoa; Chordata; Amphibia; Anura; Pipidae.
AUGGAAAAUGUGUCCAAUGGCAGCACUAGUUUCCUCCUCCUUGGUCUCGUGGAGAUGGAAGGACUCCAACACAUGUAUAGUAUUCUGUGCAUUUUAACCUACACCUUUAUAAUCCUCGUGAGCUCCAUGAUAGUUUUUGUGAUCCUCACAGAAGAAAGCUUUCGCCAGCCCAUGUACAUUCUCAUUGGCACCGUCAUCUUAAACGGGAUGUUUGGAAGCUCAUCAUUUUUCCCAAAACUGAUCAUUGACCUUCUUUCUUCCACCACUAAGAUUUCACGCACUGGCUGUCUCCUCCAGGUCCUCUGUGUCAUAACUUACACCACCUUUGAGGUAUCUUCCCUCACAGUAAUGGCUUAUGACAGAUACUUGGCUGUGUGCCACCCAUUACAUUAUGUCUACUUAAUGAGCAAUGAAAAGGCCCUAAAGUUCAUUGGAGGAGCUUUUAUCUUCACAUUCACCUUAGUCCUAACUGCUGUCCUUCUCUCAGCAAGGCUUCCAUUCUGUGGAACUCGUAUCAAAAAUAUAUUUUGUGACAAUAUGUCUCUGGUGAUCCUGUCCUGUGUGGAUGCUUCUGUCAAUACUCUCUAUGGAACAGUAUCCACCACUCUAUUCCUGGUGCUCACCCUACUAAUGAUCGCUUAUUCCUACCUUCGCAUCUUUAUGGUUUGUCUAAAGAUUUCCAAGGAGGCUUGUCAGAAAGCCAUUCACACGUUGGUGACCCAUUUAAUCAAUUUUUCUAUUUUCCUGAUUGGAGUCUUCUUCAUUUUCAUUCGAUACAGGCUAGGAAAUGUCAACCUGCCCACUGUAAUUCAUGUACUGCUCUCUGUAACCAUAUUAGUCUUCCCACCUCUUCUCAACCCUAUUAUAUAUGGAAUAAGGACAAAGGCUCUAAAUGUAAAGCUUCUUCACCUCUUCCAGAAAACAUUUGGAAUAAACCCAUGA